AUGUGGGCGGACACUCAGUCUCCCGACCAGCCUCGCAAGAGGUUCAGAGAGGAGGAGGACGACUACGAGGUGUCUCCGGGCGGCCCGGAAGGGUUCACCGAACACAGAAGCAAGCGCCUCCAAUCCCUCCCGCUUAGGACAUCUCCGAACUCAAAGCGAUGGAUGGACCGGCCAAGUUUUCCUUUGUCUAACCCGACUUAUGCCUCGUUUCGCCAGGCUCAGACCCUCACACCCGACGAGCCGAUGCAGGAGGGGAUGUGGGCGGAUGAGCCCGAGUUAGUUCCCGCGAAUUCGUCCAGCAACAUUCCCGCAGAUGCAUUCGAUUGUGAUAUGGACAUGAUGGAUGCGUCGGAGCCGCUCGUGGGGCGCCAUCAGCCCGGUCUCGAAGGCCGACCCGAUCUUCGAGAGGAUCCCUAUACGCCCGCUCCCAGCGUUACGGGCCGCAUACCAACACCGAUCCACUGCAGUUUUGCUGCGCAAGUACGGGGUAGCAGCUGGACCGGCGGGAACCCAAUGCCUAUGCACGGCGACGUCCUUGCGACCACACCCGAGGAGCCGAAAGCGGCGGCCUUUAGCAGCAAUGGCAUGGUGGACGUGUCUGCUCCGCAGCCAAGCGCAGCAGCAGUUAUGGCGGACUGGGGCAUGGUACAAAACCGGCGGCUUCCAUCGCCGAUAAGCGAGUGCGGCGUGGAAGACAGCGUGGAGAGCGCUCGGAUGGCGCUCGACUCGACGUCCAUGUGUCACGGCGGCCGCGGCCCCUUGAGUCACCACAUCACGCACGAGCACCCGCUGGUGGCCAGCCUCCCGCCGCCACGCUCUAGCUCGGCGGUCGAGGUGCGGUUCGCGCAAAGGGAGAACACACCCGCAGCGCCGGAGAACGGCCAGAAUGGUAAUGCCAUGGACGUCGAGUCGUCCGUCGGGGGCACCUCGCCGUCACCCAAGAAGGGCCACACGAGGUCCAAGCACACGCUCAACUCGUGGACGGCGCUGCAGCCCGGCAUGACGCGGUCGUUCAGUAUAGGGUACCGAGCCGACUGCGAGAAGUGCCGGAACAAGGUGCCCGGACACUUCAACCAUAUCAUCAUCUCGUAG
Messenger RNA from Parathielavia appendiculata, 1092 nucleotides. RefSeq lists its product as uncharacterized. The transcript has 2 exons. The record is from RefSeq and is a predicted model, not a curated record. NCBI's taxonomy places the organism in Eukaryota, Fungi, Ascomycota, Sordariomycetes, Sordariales, Chaetomiaceae. The coding region runs from base 1 to 1092 and encodes 363 amino acids.